Messenger RNA from Bathycoccus prasinos, 2883 nucleotides. RefSeq names its product tetratricopeptide repeat-containing protein. The record is from RefSeq and is a predicted model, not a curated record. Bases 1 to 2883 code for a protein of 960 amino acids. NCBI's taxonomy places the organism in Eukaryota, Viridiplantae, Chlorophyta, Mamiellophyceae, Mamiellales, Bathycoccaceae. The transcript has a single exon. Gene Ontology annotation, molecular function: protein binding. Gene Ontology annotation, cellular component: cilium.
AUGACGCAAAAUUCUUCACCUCUGACGACGACGACCGAAAACGAGGACCCAAAGAAGAAAACAACGGGAGGAGCAUCAACAUCCGCAGGGUGGUGCUCGAGAAAAAAUCCGACUCAAAACGAAAAACAAACGCUGAUAUUGAAACUUGUGAACAAAAAAGCGACGGUACAUCGGCUGUUGCUCACCUCGCACGCGUAUAAAAUCGCCUCUAAAGUACACGUCUCGGCGGUAACGGUGAACGAAAAGACCGGUACAGAAGAGACGAAGAAGCUCGGGUACGUGUCGUUUACGGAGAACAGAGAGAGUAAUUUUUACGCGAGAGAGUUGAAGACGAUACAUUUAGUGGCAGAGAACUGCGUUGGGUUGAAGCUAGAGUUUGACGAGGCGUACGUGAACGAGAAGAACGAACACAAGCAGAUUGGCAUCGCGAAGAUUCAGAUUAUCGGGAUGACGCUCGAGCAAAAAAUGGCCAACGCCAACAACGCCAACAACAGUCUUUUUGCAGCGGCCGCGAGAACACCGGAGGCGAAAAUUGUGAAUUCAAACGCACGCUCGAUGCAUCUGUCGUCCUCGUUUACCACCACGACGCGAAAAAACAACGCGACGACGAAUACCACGUUCACGUCGCCGCCGAUGUUUGAAAACGCGCCGUGCGACGCGAAAACGGCCAGACGAAUCCAAGAGACGCAAGCGUUGAAACAAAAAGCAGUGGAAGUGGAAGAUUACGACGAAGCGAAGCGAUUGAGAGACGUGAUGAGUCGUUUGCGUAAGUUUGGUGCCGCGGUAGCUGCACUCGAAGCGAAGAAAAUGAACGCGGUCAGGUUGGAAGAUUACGACACGGCGAAAACGUUAAAAGCUGAAAUUGAAAAGAUGGAUUUCGACGCGUUUGAGAAAAGCACGACGACGACGCAUCAAAAUAACAACAACAAUAAUAGCGCGGCGAGUAGUCCAAUCUUAGGCAUGCGCGUGAAAAACGACGAGAAUGGAAACGAGAUCGUCGUUAAUGCGACUAAUAAGUCGUUCGAUUUUGACCCAGACGACGGCGGCGCGAAAGGGAAGAGUGUUGCCGCGCAGUUUCCGCUUUCCGAAAACACAAACACGCGGCCCGACGACGCCAGCGCUAUUGGGUUAUCGAACGAUGAAAUCCCUGCACGCGCGAGUGGUCGCGCAAAGUCUCCGCCGACGUCGCCAGGUUUACAAAGUGGGAACAGCGACGGCGACGGCGGAUCUUCUUUCACUCCAGUCAGUAGAUUUUCCUCUCUUGGAUCGGAAAUAAUGAAGAACGGGGAGAACAGCACUCCUCAGACAACCACCGCCGAGGAGGAGGAAGAAACGUUGCAACUCUCCGCGAGCGAAGAAAGAGACAUGGAACCGAUGUUCGCUAUAUUUAGCGCGGAUGUAGUUGCGAGACUCAUCAAAAGCGAACGAUGGCGCACGCGAGACGCCGCUUUGACUGAAAUGAACACGGUUCUACUCAGUGCAAAAAGUGUUACCGUGGAGGAUACGAAUCAAUUCUUCGUCUCGGUCUGUCGCGUUCUGGCGCAAAAGUGUCUUUGCGACAAAAUAGCAUCGGCGUUCAUUCGCGCGUGCGAAACGCUCCGAAUUCUGUGCACGUUUUGUUGCGAAAAAACAAACUUUAACGCCAAAAGUAGCGGUGGCACCAACGUCUCGGCCGUUCUUUCCAUUGAAGUUGUGCCUUUCCUGCUCGAACGUUUAGCCGAAGCGCACGCGCGGGCGAGAGAUGCGGCGAAAGAAACGCUCGCGCACGUUGCCUCCACGGUGGAAAAACAGCACGAAUCGUUCAUCAUUUUAGAGAAGAUAGUCGAAGCGCAAAAGAAGAAAGUCGGUAGCUCUGGAGGGAAAGGGAAAGGGUCCUCUGGUCGCUCGUCCUCGUCGUCGUCUUCGAUCGUUUCGUCUGCCUCGUCAAAACCAGUCGCCCCGCGCGCGAUGGUCAAGCGCUUAGAAACGCUCGGCUUGAUUUGCUCUAGUUUCGGUAUGAACACGUCUCACGGUGUGCACGCGGUCAACGCUGCGUCUAAAGCGUUGACGUUUUGUUGUGAAAACUUGGAAAACAAUUCUGGCGAGGUAAGGAAAGCCGCGGUAGAAUCGUUGGCGUUCAUCGGGACGUUUACCGGUAGGAGCAAAGUGCGCGAUAAGCUACCGAAAACGUUGAAGAGUUCAAUUCGCGACGCCGUCGAACGCGCGGUAGAUGCAAAAGUAUCAUCAGUCGAGGAUAAAAAUAAGAAUAACGACGACGAAGUAAUCAUCGAUUUGAAAAAGAAACCGAGUGAAUCGGCGACGAAGAAUCAAACGAGUAGUAGUAGAGUAGCGGUAGAAAAAGAAGCGGCUUCGAAAGUAUUCGAAGCGCCGUCAAACUCGUUUGAGUUUAAGAAGAAGAGCGCCGCGAGUGAAACCGAUAAAGCGAUAUUCUCUCGUCCGCGCGAAGGAGAAAAACAACCCGAAGUCGAUUCUGAAGAUGACUCCGAUGAUGAUUCCAACGACGACGACGAAGACGAAGACGAUUACCCGUCCAUCGAAGAACUCCAACGCGAACUCUCCGCGCUCUCCGUCACCAAAGGCACCCGCCAUCCAGACUACGCGCGCGUUCUCGUCGACCUCGCCGCCGCGAAAUCCGACCAAGAAGACUACCUCGGCGCGGUCCCUUUAUACGAACAAGCCUUGCGCAUCCAAGAAAACGCCCUUGGCGACGACCAUCCGAGUUCCGUUCAAACGCUCACCGACUUGGCGAUUUGCAGAUUAGAUUUAGGCGAAACUAAUAAAGGGAAGCCGUUGUUAGAACGCGCGUUGGUUCUGCAAAAGCAACAAUUAGGCGACGACCACGCGGACGUCAUCGCCAUACGAGAGGUUUUGAUGAGCUUGUAA